Molecule: messenger RNA, 741 nt
Organism: Rhagoletis pomonella (apple maggot)
Lineage: Eukaryota; Metazoa; Arthropoda; Insecta; Diptera; Tephritidae
Gene: dos
Product: protein daughter of sevenless
Source: RefSeq, a predicted model, not a curated record
GGGGCGGUUUAUCCAACAAUAAGAAUAUAUCUUUAGAAACCUUUGACGAUAAGACACAAGCAGUAGCCAACAACCGUACGGGCGGCGAUGCGCAAUUAGUUACUAUACCGUUUUCACUUCAUUGCAACAAUGUAUAUCAAAAUAGCGAUUCGACGUACGUAAAUGCAGAAAAUACCAGCAAAGGUUUCAGCUCACUUCCACGCCAUUUUAAAAAUACUCGCGAUACUUCUGUAGAACGAACAUUAAGAGAUGUAACGCCCGGCAUUGUUGAGAAAAUUUAUUUAAAUACGUCUGUAUUGCCUGAUUUAAAGGAAAAUACCCUAGACAUCUUACAUCCACCAUCGCGAAAAGUGCCCGAACAUUUAAUACUACUUAACUCACCUUUAUUGGAAUCUUUCACACUUAGUGUUCAACCAUCCCCUUCGCCGAGCACCUCAUCUGGUCCUUAUAUUCCCAUAAGCGAAUGCUUCACAGGAGCGCCUAAAUACUAUGAAAAUCCUACCACGCCAUUGAAUAAUUUGGAUCCAAAAUUCUACGAUACACCUCGAAGUCACAAUAAUAUUGGCUUAAAUUUAACCAACGAUAAGUCGUAUUCACCAAAAAUUACAAACUGUAGACAGGAACAAAUGACAGCCAUCAAAAAUUCUACAACAGUCAAUAAUCAUUCAGAUUCGGAUUCUGAAAGCGUAUUCACGGAUGAUGAUGAUUGGACGUACCCUAUGCCCCUCCGUGAGAAUGUUG